UAUUUUUCAGUGUACUCACCCCUCAGACACGAAGGCAACUGUCAGUAAUGAAAAUUUAAGCAAGUUUGGCAAACACAAAUAUGAAAUUAACCAUUUUGUUUAUCGUUAUGCAGUUGUUGACGCUGCAGGUUAUCCGAGCGAACGACCUUUGGCAGGACCAGCUGCAGAAGGAGCAGGUGGAGGGGGAGCAACGCCAGGGGGUGGCUCUGCACCAGGAGGUGGUACAUCCUUGGCGCACACCAUGCAUGCAACAAUGUGUAAAGGACAUGGUUCCAGCCACAGAUCGGUCAGCGGAAUGCCAACGAUAUGAGCGUGCAUUCGACUGUUCACUAUACUGCGUUUUCGAAGUGCCGAUUUAUUGAGAUAUGUAUAUCCUGUGAGCAUAAUAAAUACGUAUGGGACACAGCCAUUAAGCCCACCAUUUGACGUGUGCAAACACA
Messenger RNA from Drosophila serrata, 440 nucleotides. RefSeq lists its product as uncharacterized. The record is from RefSeq and is a predicted model, not a curated record. Lineage: Eukaryota; Metazoa; Arthropoda; Insecta; Diptera; Drosophilidae.